Messenger RNA from Entelurus aequoreus (snake pipefish), 2307 nucleotides. Its product is annotated as serotransferrin-like. The record is from RefSeq and is a predicted model, not a curated record. The transcript is spliced from 17 exons. Bases 103 to 2175 code for a protein of 690 amino acids. Gene Ontology annotation, biological process: iron ion transport; antibacterial humoral response. Gene Ontology annotation, cellular component: recycling endosome; extracellular region; plasma membrane. NCBI's taxonomy places the organism in Eukaryota, Metazoa, Chordata, Actinopteri, Syngnathiformes, Syngnathidae.
CAGCUGUGUCUUUCACCUUUUUUUUUGUUUUUGAGUUCAGAGUUUUGCUAUAAAAGGCCACACAGGCUAACUUUCAGUCAGCUGACCUGGAGACCUUUCAUCAUGAAGCACCUUCUUGUCCUGGUCCACCUCCUUCUUGCCUGCUUGGCCGCUGUCUGGUCGGCCCCUGCUGACACGGAAAAGGUGAGGUGGUGUGUCAAGUCGGACAAAGAGUACCAGAAAUGUAUGGACCUCGCAGCCAAAGCGCCUGUGUUCACCUGUGUGAAGAGGACCAACUCAAUGGAUUGUAUCAUUGCCAUUCAUGGUGGUUUGGCAGAUGCAAUCACUUUGGAUGGAGGAGAUAUUUACACUGCUGGACUGAACUACAAACUGCAUCCCAUUAUUGCUGAGCACUAUGGCUCCCCGUCCGAGAGCUGUUACUAUGCGGUGGCCGUGGCUAAAAAGGGCACCGGAUUUGGCAUUCAAGAGCUGGAGGGGAAGAAAUCCUGCCACACCGGUUUGGGGAAAUCUGCUGGCUGGAACAUUCCAAUUGGAACUCUGGUGUCUAUGGAUAUACUGAAGUGGAAAAGCACGGACGACAAACCAAUUGAGGAGGCGGUGGCAAGCUUCUUCUCUAAAAGCUGUGCCCCCGGAGCGGCCAACGAGACCAAACUGUGUGAUGGCUGCAAGGGAGACUGCUCACGGUCCCACAAUGAGCCCUACUACGAUUACAGCGGCGCGUUCCAGUGCCUGGUGGACAAUGGGGAUGUGGCUUUUGUGAAUCAUCUGACUGUGCCUGAUGGCGACAAGGCCAACUACGAACUGCUGUGCCCUGACAACACCAGGGCACCCAUGGACAAUUACAAAAAAUGCCACCUGGCCAGAGUACCAGCUCAUGCUGUCGUCACCUGCAAGGACCCACAGCUGGCAGAAUUAAUCUGGAGAAGCCUCACCACAGUGCGGGACUUCAACCUGUUCUGCUCGAAGUCGUACGCUCCUGCCAAGAACCUGAUAUUUAAAGAUUCUACUAAGUCACUUGUCAAGCUGCCUGACAACACAAACUCCUUCAUGUAUUUGGGUGCCACAUACACGGGCAUUGUGCGCUCCCUGACAAAAGAGGUCACUACAGCUAACAAAAGCGGUGCCAUCACAUGGUGUGCAGUGGGUGCUGCUGAGACCAGCAAGUGUGACAAAUGGAGCUUUAACUCUAUGGUGGAUGGAGACUGCAAAAUUAUUUGCCAGGAAGGCCCCACAGUUGAAGCCUGCUUGAAAAUGAUCCUGCGCAAAGAAGCAGAUGCGAUGGCAGUUGAUGGAGGAGAGGUGUUCUCAGCUGGGAAGUGUGGUCUGGUUCCAGCCAUGGUGGAGCAGUACAAUGAAGUAAUGUGCAGCAUACCUGAAGAAUCGGCCUCCUACUUUGCUGUUGCUGUGGUCAAGAGGGGCUCAGGGGUGACCUGGGACAACCUGAGGGGGAUGAGAUCCUGCCACACGGGCUUUGGCAGAACGGCUGGUUGGAACAUUCCCAUGGGGGAAAUCUAUAAGCAAACUAAUGACUGUGACUUCACCAAGUUCUUCAGUAGCGGUUGUGCUCCCGGAGCGCCGGCCGACUCCCCAUUCUGUUCUCAGUGCGCCGGCAGCGGCAAAACUGUGGCUGACGAGUUCAAGUGCAAGGCCAGUGCUGAGGAAAAAUACUACGGCUACGCUGGUGCCUUUAGAUGCCUUGUGGAUGGCUCUGGUGACGUUGCCUUCAUUAAACACACAACUGUAAAAGAAAACAGCGAUGGAAAUGGUCCAGCAUGGGCUCACAAUCUCUCCAGCAGCGACUAUGAACUAAUCUGCCCCAGGAAGCCUUCGGUUCCAGUCACACAGUUUAAAGAUUGCUACCUGGCAGCCACCCCAGCACACGCUGUGGUGACACGACCAGAGACCCGCAAUGACCUUGUUCGUAUUCUCCAGGAUGAGCAGGCCAAGUUUGGAAGGGGCAGCACUACCAAUUUCAAAUUGUUUGAGUCACAGUCUGGAAAGAAUCUGCUCUUCGAAGACUCCACAAAGUGUCUCCAAGAAGUUCCUGCUGGGUCCAAUUACGAGAAGUUUUUAGGAAUGGGGUACAUGAACACCAUGAACGUGCUGAGGCAGUGCAGUGACGUCACUUCAGAUCUGGAGAAACUGUGCACUUCCCACAGCUGCCAGUCAAACUAGAUGGUGGUUCAGGUGUCCCUCACUGGCUCAAACUGGAUUGUCCCUAGUUACUCUGUACAACAUAUUUCCUUGUUCCUGGAUUAUGUUUUCCCAACACCUACUUUAUUGUUCAAAUAAAGCCUUUCAAUGACU